Phialemonium atrogriseum is the source of this 1561-nucleotide messenger RNA. Its product is annotated as guanine-1-methyltransferase-domain-containing protein. NCBI's taxonomy places the organism in Eukaryota, Fungi, Ascomycota, Sordariomycetes, Cephalothecales, Cephalothecaceae. Gene Ontology annotation, cellular component: nucleus. Gene Ontology annotation, molecular function: tRNA binding. Bases 143 to 1420 code for a protein of 425 amino acids. Gene Ontology annotation, biological process: tRNA N1-guanine methylation. The transcript has a single exon. The record is from RefSeq and is a predicted model, not a curated record.
AAUGGGAAGAGCUCCCUCACCGCCUAGAUUUGGUGGGGGUUUCUGCCGUCCCACUUACAAGUUAGAAAAAACCCUCAGACCAGCCAUUCGGGAAUCGCCAAAGCUUGAACUGGGCAUUGGAAGCUCAACCUCUUGACCGGCCAUGGAGGGCAAUAACAUGUGCAGCACAGCAAUUGACAUGGAAGAGUCAAUAAUACCCGACAGCCUCCCUCAUAAUACCAUUACCGCCGACCGAUCCACCGAUCAUUCGCCGGCUGCUGAAGAGGGCGAGGGUGGUCAGAUCCAUGACACCAGUGUAGUUGAACCCAAUGCCGCGGCAGGAUCGACACAGGCAGAGAGUACAGAAUUGGUGGAGGGCGAUGGGCAAUCCAGCACACCAAUAUCGAAAAACCAACUUAAAAAACUAAAACGACAACGGGUAUGGGAAGAGAGGAAGGGAGAUCGCAAACGCCUUCGGAAGGAGAGGAAGCAGGACAGGACAGCUAGAAAACGGGCAGAGAGAGAAGAAAGGAUCGCUGCAGCUGAAGCAGCAGGUUUGAAUCCCGAAGAGGUUCUCAAAACCGAGAAGCCCAGCAAGCAGCAGCUGAAUCCUGUCCCGGUUGCGUUCAUCCUCGACUGUGACUUCGAAGAGUACAUGCGGGAUCCGGAGAUCGUUUCUCUUUCGAGCCAGGUUGUUCGGUCUUAUUCGCAGAACCGGCACAGCAGUCACCAGGCCCACCUCUUCGUCAGCUCGUUUAAAGGGAAGAUGAAGACGAGAUUCGAGACAGUGCUUUCCAACAGCCACAAGCAGUGGAAGGGCACAUACUUCAUCGAGGAAGAUUUCCGAGAAGCGGCGAAAAAAGCGUCAGAGCUAAUGGCUGGCCCAGAUGGAGGCGAAUUGGUCGACGUGUUAAGAACAGACGGCGACCAGGCGGCCAAGCAAGGCCGUGUUCUGGACACCACGGAUGCUUCUCCUGUCCCAGAAUCCGAGUCGGUCGACGUGGACAAGUCUGUCGUAUACCUCAGCUCGGAAUCUCCAUAUACACUGGAAAAGCUCGAACCCUACACUAGCUACGUUAUUGGCGGCCUCGUCGACCGGAAUCGGGAAAAGGGGCUGUGCUACAGGCGGGCGAGGGAGAUGAAGGUUCGCACUGCCAAACUGCCGAUUGGCGAGUACAUGGCCAUGCAAAGUCGCUAUGUGCUCACCACGAACCAAGUGGUGGAGAUCAUGUCAAAGUGGCUCGAGUCCGGCGAUUGGGGAGAAGCAUUCCUGGGCGUCAUGCCGAAGAGGAAGGGAGGUGUUCUCAAGGGCCAGAGUUUGGAGACUCAGGACUCCGAUGCGAACGCUAAUGGCGGCAAGUCUCUCGAGGAUGAUAAGCAGAACGGGGAUUCAGACAACAUUGCCGAAGAGUCCGCCCAUAAUCCAGCUCCGGAAACCUGAUCAGACGGCCCGUCGCGAACCGUUCGCACGCCACCAUGUAAUGGAAGUGAAUCAAGUUCAGGGGGCUUUUAGAUACCAUACAAACAACUAUUGUACAUAUAUACAAACAGUCUUUCUAGUUUCUCGAGUUUCCGCUGCGCC